Molecule: messenger RNA, 1110 nt
Organism: Geodia barretti
Lineage: Eukaryota; Metazoa; Porifera; Demospongiae; Tetractinellida; Geodiidae
Source: the annotation of a GenBank genome assembly
UUGCUUGCCGAAGGCGUCGCGUUUCGCGACCGAGCCCUGGUCCCCAUCUGGGAGAAGGUGCUCGCCGGCGAUCGCCUCGCCUUCGACGACGGGAUCACACUGCUCCAGACCGUUGAUUUGCCGGCGCUGGCGCGGAUGGCCGACCAUGCCGCCAGAGCGCGCAAUGGCGACCGGGUCCAGUUUGUCGUGAACCGGCAGAUCAACCCGACCAACCUGUGCGUGCUGUCCUGCGUCUUCUGUGAUUUCGCCGCGAAACCGGGCGAUGCGCACGCCUACGAGCAGUCCCUCGAGGAAGUCCUCGCCCAAGUGUCCGAGGAGCUCUCGGAGGUUCAUAUCGUCGGCGGCCUGCACCCCAAGUGGCCCUUCGCCCGGUAUCUCGAGAUCGUUAGCGAGAUUCACCGUCAAUUUCCGAGAGUUCAGAUCAAGGCGUGGACAGCCGUCGAAAUCGACUGGUUUGCCCGACUGGAGAAAACCACCAUCGAGGACAUCCUGAUCCGGCUUCAGGAGGCGGGCCUCAACACCCUUCCCGGUGGGGGGGCCGAGGUGUUCUCAGACCGUGUCCGCAAGGAAACGUUCAAGACCAAGAUCGGUCGGGGAAAGUGGUUCGAAGUCCACCGGGCCGCUCAUCGUUUGGGGAUCAUGACGAACGCGACCCUGCUGUACGGGCACAUCGAGACGCUCGGGGAGCGCGUGGAUCACAUGAUCCAGCUCCGGGAAGCACAGGACGACCGCGGCCCGUCCGAUGUCGGUUUUCAAUCGUUUAUCCCGCUCGCGCUCCAACCGGGGAACACGGGGCUCGCCGAGCGUCAGGCGUCGGUACUCGAGGAUCUCCGAACCGUCGCUUGCUCCCGCCUGCUCCUCGACAACUUCCCCCACAUCAAGGCCUACUGGGUGAUGCUGGGUGAGGACUCGGCGGGAAUGGCGCUGAACUUCGGAGCGAGUGACCUCGAUGGGACGAUCGGCGAAGAAAAGAUCGCCCACUUCGCGCAGGCGACGAGUCCCGUUGGCCUGGCCCGUGAACGAUUGGUCCGGAUGAUUCGAGACGCCGGGAAGACUCCCGUGGAGCGCGACGCCCUGUACAACGUGGUGCAAGUCUGGGAGGCUGCCUGA